UUGAAAUAUUCGAAAAGUGCAUUUCAGAAGUUGAAGUAAUUUUAAAAUAUAUCUGUUUCAAUAUGACAAAUACUGGUCUAUUGGUUCUAACAAAUCCUUCGAAAAUGAAGGGAUUACUGUUCAUAAUCGAGAAUCAGAAAAGUCUAAAAACUUUGUACAUCCAAUAUCUUCCAGGGAAGAAUAUUUUUGCAGGAAAUUAUAACUCUACAAUAUUACAACAAAAAGAUCCUGAGUAUUCUAAGACGAUCAUUGACAUAUACAAAAGUAUUUCUACAAUCGCUUCUGGUCUUGAUAUUCGUGUUUUGCUCACAAACUUGAAAUAUCCCAAUAGAUCUAUUAUAAAUACUAAAAAACCUGUAGAAGUAGUUAUCUUUGAUCAAAAGUGUAGUAAAGAAGAUGCAGAUACAUUCAUUCAGAAUUGUUUAGCAAAUAAGUCGGUGAAUUAUCAUUUUAUUAACCACAUGCUUGGUACACAUCAGAACUAUUGUAAAAAUAUAAAAUAUGAUGCUCAGAAAAUAAAAACUUACAAAAAUGUAGUACUAGGUGGUACAUUUGAUCGAUUACACAAUGGACACAAGAUUUUGUUAAGCGAGGCUGUACUGCGAUGUACAGAAAAACUUACUGUUGGUGUGACAGAUACUAACAUGAUUACUGGUAAAGUGUUAUGGGAACUCAUACAACCAUGUACGCAAAGAAUAAAAAAAGUUGAAGAGUUUUUGGAAGAUAUAGAUUCAUCAAUAUCAUACAAUGUUGUUCCUAUUAAUGACAUUUAUGGACCUACUAAGGAAGAUCCAACAUUUGAAAUGAUAGUUGUAACUGAAGAAACAAAACGUGGAGGUGAUAAAAUCAAUGAAUUACGUUUGCAAAAAAAUUUGAACAAAUUGGAUAUUCAUGUAGUAGAGUUAGCAGCUGAUGAAGACCAUAAAGAACAUGAAGAGGCUAAAAUUAGCUCUAGUAAUCACAGAAUGCGAUUACUUGGUACAUUACUUCAAGAUCCUAGAAAAAGUAAAGUCUUAAGAUAUCAUAUCUUAAAACCUUACAUCAUUGGUUUAACGGGUGGUAUUGCAAGUGGAAAAUCUUCAGUUGCUGAAAAAUUGCAACAGCUUGGCGCUGGUCUUGUAAAUUGUGAUAAAUUAGCUCAUAACUUAUAUUUACCUGGAACAGAUUGCUUUAAUAAAAUAAUUGAAUAUUUUGGCUCUUCUAUUCUUGACUCAGAUGGAUGUAUAAAUAGAAAGUUACUUGGUGACAUUGUGUUUAAUAAUAAGGAGCAAUUAAAAAAAUUGAACAAAUUAAUUUGGCCUUUAAUUCUACAAGAAGCUAAAAAAGAAAUAACUAUUUUUUAUAAGAAGCAUCAUUAUAUUGUUGUACUGGAAGCAGCAGUUUUAAUUCAAGCUGAGUGGCAAAAUGAAUGCAAUGAAAUUUGGACUUGUAUUAUUCCAGAAAAUGAGGCUAUAAAACGAGUUAUGGAUAGAAAUGGAUUGUCUGAGGAAGCAGCAAAGUUACGAAUUAACAUGCAACCAAGUACUAUGGAGCAAGUUAAGGAAGCCAAUAUUGUUAUAUGUACUUCGUGGAGUUAUGAAAGAACCCUGGUACAAGUAGAAAGAGCAUGGAGAGAAUUAAUAAAAAGGAUUUAAACAAAUUCUAGGCUUUUUGAUAAAUAACAUUUAA
Messenger RNA from Cyphomyrmex costatus, 1668 nucleotides. RefSeq names its product Bifunctional Phosphopantetheine adenylyltransferase - Dephospho-CoA kinase (gene Ppat-Dpck). The coding region runs from base 63 to 1634 and encodes 523 amino acids. Gene Ontology annotation, molecular function: ATP binding; dephospho-CoA kinase activity. The transcript has 5 exons. The record is from RefSeq and is a predicted model, not a curated record. Gene Ontology annotation, biological process: coenzyme A biosynthetic process. Lineage: Eukaryota; Metazoa; Arthropoda; Insecta; Hymenoptera; Formicidae.